Molecule: messenger RNA, 939 nt
Organism: Temnothorax curvispinosus
Lineage: Eukaryota; Metazoa; Arthropoda; Insecta; Hymenoptera; Formicidae
Product: cysteine-rich PDZ-binding protein
Exons: 4
Coding region: 479-781 (100 amino acids)
Biological process (GO): cytoplasmic microtubule organization
Cellular component (GO): dendrite
Molecular function (GO): microtubule binding; PDZ domain binding
Source: RefSeq, a predicted model, not a curated record
ACGAUCGGAAUGACGAUUGUUUUUCCUAACCCUCGUUACUCUCGUUAGCUCGCUACGCAGUCGGAUACGGACGGAUUGUCAAAUUCCUUCGGUAGUUAUUUCAAUUACGAGGUUUACAGAGUUUAAUACCGAAGAAAUCGAUAUAGUGAUGAAAAGAUUGAUAUUGUACGUGCGGGUACGUGGAAAAGAUAAAAAUACAACUUGUGGAGGCAGUAUAACCUAAAAAGCCACACAGAUAUUUAGUUUUCGGUUUUUUACCCUAAUGAGAAGAUACAUUGAUAUUUGAGGAAGGAUUACAACAGACAUUUAAGCUAUUUAGCUUAUGCGAUAUACUUCAUCCUGACGAACAGAUAUUCACGAUAUUGUAUUUACGAAUAUUAAACAAGCAGAAACUAAUUCAAGAAAGGAUUACAACCCAAAAGCUCAAGGUAGAUAUUGAGUUUGCGUAGUAUUUUUAGAAAAAACAAAAUAUCUCAACAUGGUUUGCGAGAAAUGCGAGAAGAAAUUGGGCAAAGUUAUCACUCCGGAUCCCUGGAAGACGGGCGCGAGGAACACGACAGAGGGCGGAGGUCGUAAGGUUGGUGAGAACAAAGCUCUUUCCGCGGGAAAGGCACGAUUCAAUCCGUAUACCACAAAAUUCGAGAUCUGCAGAAUAUGCAGGCAGAAAGUUCACCAAGUGGGAUCCCAUUAUUGCCAGUCCUGCGCGUACAAGAAAGCUAUAUGCGCUAUGUGUGGCAAGAAGCUGAUGAGUACAAAGAAUUACAAGCAGUCGGCUACGUAAUAUUUCUAAUAAUGAUGUGGACAUAUUUGAAACGAAUAGUUUAUCAUGAACAUAUAAGUUUACCAAACGGUCAAAUAGAUUUAUGGAUAAAUAAAUUUAAUGAUUAAAUAUAAAAUCUUGAAAUUAUCAUAAAAGACAUAUUAACAUAUAAUUAUUGU